GGUCAGACACGUGUCAGAUGUGACAUGUGACUCAGUGGGUCAAGCUCAGACUGCUCCCCGACAUGUGAGGCUUGUUCCUGCGUCAACCAGCCGCCCUUCUCAUUCCGGAGCUCCGGUUCUUAAGGUGCAGUUGACCCGGGGAACAGGCAGCCACAGCCCGGGGAACAGGCAGCCACAGCCCGGGGAACCAUGCGAUCCUUAGCGGGACUCGUGGCCAUCGUGGCGGCGGCGAGCGUCUUCCUCUACCUGCUGUCCACUCACCUUCCCCCGGGACCCGAGCAGCUCCAGGCCCGGGGAGAGGACCGAGAGGACCGGGGACAGGACCGGGGACAGGCCCGGGGAGAGGACCGGGGAGAGGACCGGGCACAGGCCCGGGGAGAGGACCGAGAGGACCGGGGAGAGGAUCGGGGAGAGGACCGAGAGGAUUGGGGAGAGGAGCAGGGAGUCCGGGAGAACAGGCUGAAGUUCCCGUCGGACCUGGACGAGCUGCGGGAGCUCGCUGACACGCUCAAGUUCUACAAGAGAGAACAUCACGGCUACGUCCUGCUGCUGUUCUGCAGCGCCUACCUGUACAAGCAGUCCUUCGCCAUCCCCGGCUCCUCCUUUCUGAACAUGUUGGCCGGGGCGAUCUUCGGGCCGUGGGAGGGGCUUGUGCUCGCCUGCCUUCUCACCACGUUAGGCUCCACCUUCUGCUUCCUGCUCUCCGCUGCGUUCGGGAAGCAGCACGUGCUUCACUUCUUCCCCGACAAGGUGGCGCUGCUGCACAGGAAGGUGGAGGAGAAUCGUAGCAGUCUAUUCUUCUUCCUACUUUUCCUCCGUUUCUUCCCCAUGACUCCUAACUGGUUCCUUAACAUCACCUGUCCUGUCCUCAACAUCCCAAUGCCCAUUUUCUUCUUCUCUGUGCUCAUAGGUUUGAUUCCCUACAACUUCAUCUGCGUGCGUACGGGCUCCAUGCUGUCGGAGAUCACCUCCCUGGACGACAUCUUCUCCUGGAGCACGCUGGCCCAGCUCCUCGCCAUAGCCCUCGUGGCUCUCGUCCCUGGAGCGCUGAUCAAACGCUACAGCGAAGGUCACCUCAAGGUGGACGGCAUGGACGGCAAGGGAAGCAGUCGGGAGGAAGUCAAGAAGGAGCGGAAGAGGCGAUGACGGAGAAGCUCACUGGGACUGUCGGGGGGGAAGAAGCUCUCUGCUGGAGGGCACGUGACAUUAUGUUUAUUCCAGAAACUUGAUGUUUUCAAGGUCACCACACGAGAGGCUCGUCGUUCAUAGUUAGAAAUCUCCUCAGGUCAAGUUACAGCAGACGUCUUCAGCAGUGAACUGUGGACAACGUCCACUUGUCUUUCACAUGAAGGACGCAGCAGGAGCUUCACCGGGUCGUUGGAAUCUCGUCGGACCUUCAAGUUGACAUCGUCGUUGUUGCUUCUACGUGCAUGGAUCCUCUUUAUUUUCAGUUUUGCGUUUUUCACGUGUUAGAAGCGUAUUUUGUCCGGACAUAUUCCUUCUGUAUUCUCUCGUGGACUCACUUCACUCGGGGCUGGCAGGAGAAACUGCGGUGAACGUCCAGAGUCACCGACUUGGACUCUUUACGUUGUCACGUGCAGCCGCUCCAGAUCCUUUCAGGAGAAUAUCAGUGCAGGUCAGAAUCCAGGGUAAGAUUUGAUCUUGGAUCCUUUAAUUUACAAGAAAAAAGUCUUAAAUGUACUGUGGUUGCCUUGGAGACGACUCAGUCGUUUGUAUCGUGGGCGAAUGUGCAGCUUUAAAACAAGAAAUCUCAUUAGACCUGUUUCUUCUCUUUACACAUGUUCAUUCAGUUUGUUAACGGUCUUUAAACUUCACUGAAAACCUGUUGUUCUGGUUUAUUCAGAUUCUGUAAAUGUAACAGACUCUGAGCGUCUGUUUUUCUUAAAGCACUCACUGUUGUGUCUUAAUGUCGCUGUGACUGCAGAUGACUUCUUACAGUUGUGAUCUUCUCACGAUCGUCUCUAUGGCCUGAAGGUUUGGGCUUGGGAUACAGGUUCUGCCAUCUUGUGGUUCAUCAUCUUGUGGUCAAUCAUUGACGUUAAAUUGUCUAAUUGAAAAGCUAAUUUAUCCAAAACGUCAACACUUGAAUGUAUAUCAGUGUUGAGAAGAAGUAUUUCGACUUUUUAAUUAAGCCCAUGUCCCAAAUAUUGUCCCAAAUAUUGACAUCAAGAUGCUUUGGCCUCACUUUUGGGAAGUUGUCAUGUUUUCCAUCUAGAAAUGUUCCAACAAAUCCUGUUGUAUCCUCCUGAAGUCACAGAGUCGUACUUCAAACUGUUUACUGAUGAUUCCUGCCAGCAGUUACACUUAACCUCUACCAGAACCAGCAAAGUGCCUUGCUCAAGAGCACAUUAACAUCCCCUGUGGGAGAAGUUUACCAGUCUUAUAACACACAAUAUGGAUGUUCAGUUGUGUGUUAACCCUGUGGAAGUUGUUGUGUAUUAUUCGUAUCAUCUUGUAAAAGAAAAACACUUUUUGGUUUUAAGCUCUUCUUUAAAAGUAUUUAAUAUGUAGACAUCUGAAGAAGAUCCCAUCUUUAUCUUCUGUGAACUUCAGGCACUUGAUCUACUGUUUGAUUUGAUUAGACUGGAGUUGUACUUUAUAUUUCUGAUUCAGUAUUUUUUAGAGCAGGGAUUCUGUAGAAAGUUGUCUUUUAGCUUUUUAUAGAAAAUAUAAGCAUAUGGAGCAAUUUAUUUAUAUUUGGUGAACAUUUUGAAGGAAGAGCGACAGUUUGUUUCAUACGUUCUUGACUUUUUACACAUCUGGAUCAUCUACUGUAUAUUUCAGAGGUAUCAAUAUGAACCUUACUUCAAUAUGAUCUUAAGUAAAAAUGUAAAUGUUUAAUUUAGGAUAUCAGGGUUACAGGGUAUCGUCAUGUUGCUGUGAGAGCUCGGUGGUUCCAGUGUUAAAAAGUGCAAAAUACACAGUUUGUACUGUCCACUGCGACAGCUGAGAUAAAUAAAUGAUUUGUUUGCAGCUAAGUUUAAUAAAUGGUUUGUUUUUUUGCAUGGUGCAGUAGCAGGUGUUUGAAUAUCAAACGUGUCUUUCUUUUCCAGAGAAAGCUCCAAUGGGAGGAUACUUCCGUAUGUCAUGCACAGUGUUGCUCUGACUCCUGAAGGGCUUCGUGUGGGUCUAA
This is a messenger RNA of Limanda limanda (common dab), 3154 nucleotides long. Its product is annotated as transmembrane protein 41A-B-like. The record is from RefSeq and is a predicted model, not a curated record. The transcript is spliced from 5 exons. The coding region runs from base 190 to 1146 and encodes 318 amino acids. Lineage: Eukaryota; Metazoa; Chordata; Actinopteri; Pleuronectiformes; Pleuronectidae.